UUACAUUUUUUUUUCCCCUCUUCCUCACUCUUAGGUCACUUAGAUGCCCUUCUGAGGGGUCUGGUUUUGGGAAAACUGGGAAAAGCUGGGCACAAGGCAACGUUAGAAGAGGCCCGACGCCGGUUUAAGGACCACGUGGAAGGAAAACACAUCCUGUCAGCUGACCUGAGGAGUCCUGUCUAUGUGACGGUGCUGAAGCACGGGGACAGCUCUACUUUGGACACCAUGCUGAAGCUCCACAAGCAGGCAGACAUGCAGGAGGAGAAGAACAGAAUUGAACGUGUUCUCGGAGCCAUCUCUCAGCCAGAACUGAUUCAAAAAGUUCUCACCUUUGCACUUUCAGAAGAGGUACGUCCCCAGGACACGGUGUCGGUGAUCGGAGGAGUUGCUGGAGGCAGCAAGCAGGGCAGGAAAGCUGCUUGGAAAUUUGUAAGGGACAACUGGGAGGAACUUUAUAACCGAUACCAAGGGGGAUUCUUGAUAUCCAGACUAAUAAAGCUCACAGUGGAUGGAUUUGCAAAUGAUAAAAUGGCUGCAGAAGUGAAGGUAAGAGCCAUUAAUUAAAGAAGUGGUUAAUUAAUCCGUGACAAUCCCCCUGUGAGCACUGAGGGCAGAGCCAGGAGUUUCCA
Molecule: messenger RNA, 629 nt
Organism: Corapipo altera (White-ruffed manakin)
Lineage: Eukaryota; Metazoa; Chordata; Aves; Passeriformes; Pipridae
Product: puromycin-sensitive aminopeptidase-like
Exons: 5
Biological process (GO): proteolysis; peptide catabolic process
Cellular component (GO): cytoplasm
Molecular function (GO): metalloaminopeptidase activity; zinc ion binding; peptide binding
Source: RefSeq, a predicted model, not a curated record